Chinchilla lanigera (long-tailed chinchilla) is the source of this 6036-nucleotide messenger RNA. RefSeq names its product GRB2-related adaptor protein 2 (gene Grap2). Gene Ontology annotation, molecular function: protein binding. Lineage: Eukaryota; Metazoa; Chordata; Mammalia; Rodentia; Chinchillidae. The transcript has 9 exons. The record is from RefSeq and is a predicted model, not a curated record. The coding region runs from base 413 to 1396 and encodes 327 amino acids.
GCUCACACCCAACUCCGUGCAGCCGUGUAUCUGCUAGUUCCUGUGUGGUUUGCCUACAGUCUGCAGAGCCGGUGGGGGGUAGUUUGGAGGCGAGGGUAAGAGGGAGUGAGGUCUGCGAGGUGCACCCUCUUUCUGCGUGGCACUUGGAAGGCAGGACAAGGUGGAUCUCUGCUCUGAAACGCAGUCAUUUUGAUGUUUGCAUUCCUCUUCCUUCUUACAAGAGAAGAUUCUAAUAACUCGGUGUCAAAGCCAAGAUAUAAAGUCAGCUUCUCCUCUUCCGAAAGGGUGCCGCAGGGUGCUCCACAUUGCCUCUUACCAGGAGGCACAUGAUUCCAGUUUGCUCUGAGAUUCAUGACUCCAGAAUGUGAACUUGCACCAGGCUCUCUUUCACUGGAAAGCUUCACGUCACAACAUGGAAGCUGUCGCCAAGUUUGAUUUCAUGGCAUCCGGUGAGGAUGAGCUGAGCUUUCACACUGGAGAUAUCCUAAAGAUCUUAAGUAACCAAGAGGAGUGGUUCAAGGCGGAGCUUGGGAGCCAGGAAGGAUAUGUACCCAAAAAUUUUAUAGACAUCCAGUUUCCUGAGUGGUUUCACGAAGGCCUCUCGAGACACCAGGCAGAGAACUUACUUAUGGGCAAGGAGGUUGGUUUCUUCAUCAUCCGGGCCAGCCAGAGCUCCCCAGGGGACUUCUCCAUCUCCGUCAGACACGAGGAUGAUGUUCAACACUUCAAGGUCAUGCGAGACAACAAGGGUAAUUACUUCCUGUGGACUGAGAAGUUUCCGUCCCUAAAUAAGCUGGUGGACUACUACAGGACAAAUUCCAUCUCCAAACAGAAGCAGAUCUUCCUGAGGGAUAGAGCCCGAGAAGAUCAGGGUCACCGGGGCAACAAUUUGGACAGGAGGCCCCAGGGAGGCCCACACCUCAGUGGAGCAGUGGGAGAAGAAAUUCGGCCUCCGAUGAACCGGAAGCUGUCAGAUCACCCACCUCUGCCUCCCUCCCAGUGCCACCCGCACCAGCAGCUGCCCCAGCCCUUCACCCCAGGGCCACAGCCACUACCACAGCAGCGGUACUUGCAACAUCAGCAUUUUAACCAGGACCGCCGUGGAGGCAGCCUGGACAUAAACGACGGGCACUGUGGCAUGGGCGUGGGCAGUGAAAUGAGUGCUGCCCUCAUGCACCGGAGACACACAGACCCGGUCCAGCUCCAAGUGGCAGGGCGUGUGCGGUGGGCCCGGGCACUGUACGACUUUGAAGCCCUCGAGGAGGACGAGCUGGGAUUCCGCACUGGAGAGGUGGUUGAAGUCCUGGACAGCUCCAACCCCUUCUGGUGGACCGGCCUGCUGAACAACAAACUGGGCCUCUUCCCAGCCAACUACGUGGCACCCAUGAUGAGAUGAACCCUUUGGGGGCCAGGGGCUUUUUGUCUGAAGCUGUCCAGAAGAGAGGGAGCAAGGAACAAGAGCCGGACCCCACGACUACAUAUACCUGAUAGAGUGUACAAGUGUGCUGGGGCCGAGCGGCAUCUCUAAGUUCACCGAUGUAUGCACACAUUUUAUAACAGUAUUUAUUGGCAAUGGGAUUGGUUAAUUAAUUGAUCUGAAAGGAAACACAGAUAGAGAAUGAUAUUCAGGCUUCUUUAUUGCUCCUCUGGGGUGUGCAGAAGGCAGUGGGGGAAGUGGGAAGCACAGGCAGCGGGAUGAUACAGAACUUUUUUUGUCGUUGAUCUCUCCCCCACUUCCUCCCUGGCUUGCGAGUUUUCCCAGAGAGCAGCUAAGCAGAGUCCACACCCCUGCCUCAGCCAAAGAACAGUAGGGUGGAGCUGAACACGGCGGGGCACGCUGGGGCUCCCCUGCACACCCCACGCACCUGGAGGGCUCGCAGGGCAGCUCACCGCCCGUUCUCCCGCUGCUGCAUUGAGAAUUAAGGAGCAGCCCGUCCGGGCCCGCAGGCACCAAGCAAGUCUGAGCAGGAAGCUGGCAGGGGCAAGAACCGCAGCAGCAACAUAAGAGAGGCGCUGCCAGAGCAAGGCUGGGCUCCCAGCUGCCAGUUGAGACGUUUCUCCUCCACCAGUGAACGCUCCUUGGGUAGCAAUCUUCUUCCCUGUGGCUGACGGGAGAGUAUCUCCAACGUGAAGAGAGAGGAGCCCAGGGCUGGGAAGCAGCAGUGGGGGUGGUUUCUUUACGGAUCCCCUGGGGCCUACUUGGCUAUAACCUCCGUUUCCCCAGCUACAAGGAAAGUAGCAUCCUGGAUUCUGUCAAGUGUUUGGAGAAGCACUGGCUGAAAAUGCAGAAUGUUAGAGUCACUGUUUGACAGCUUGGAGGGUGUCUCUGCAGGGCUCUGCUCGUUUUCUCUCUUGAUUUCCUAUGCUUGAAGCUGCCUUGCCCAGUGGCCCAGAGAGAAGCCAAGAGCCUUGACUAUGGAUCGAUAGAUGGAUUGAUGGACUGAGUAUGGCCCAGGGCAAGAGCUGGCUUGAAAAGAGCUUCCUGAUCCAUCGGACUGCUGAACCACUGCUGGAUUCCCCAUUUCCGAGAGUGGCUCCUAAGGAGAGGGACCACGCUGCCACUGUCCCUCCUUGACACCUCGGACCACAACUGUGUGUCCUAGUGCCCAUCUUGGGGAUGUGAUGCACAGCUCAGCCUGGGUAGAGGGCAACAGGGACCAGGACAGGAAGUGCUUUGCCUUCGUGGAGCCUGGGAACACACAUCUUCAUGCAGUACUCUUCAAAGGAGUGUGUGGGUGCACAUGCCUGCGCGUGUCCACACAUGUGCUUCUGUGCACACACGUGUGUGUGCUCAGACAGGAGAGAAAAGGUUGGGGUGGUGUCGGUGAGGAUGCAUGGGGGGCCCUAAUCCUUUGUUCCUUCUCCCAGCCCUUCCUGCUGCAGGGAGGAACAGAAGAGCAGCCAUUAGUACAAAUGAUAAAAGAAGAGUGCUUCUGACUCAGAAGGGACUGCCGGUGUAACGCCGGCUCUGUCCCUUGUGACUCUGAUUCUACAGUUCUCUGAUCCUCAUGUUCACUUUAGAGACCAAGGAGAAGAAAGGGCUCUGGACUGGGGACUGGGAGGGAAGAGAAAAUAGCCUGGAAGCGGCUGGGGGAGCAGAGUGUAAGUAAGGAGCAGCUGCAACCUUUAGAAGCGAAGGCAGGAAGAAGAGAAGAGGUGAGCAUUUCAGCAGAUCAUGGAGCACAGGAGAGGCAGAGGGAGGCAAGGGAGCAACAGAUCAAGCGGGGCAGGGAGGACAGGCGCAGUAAGGCUCUGGGCCACCAGUAAAAUGAAGGGAACUUGGGGGCAGGGGGCUGGAGCAAGGCAAGGAGCCAAGAUUCCCCAAGAGGAGAAAGAAGCAGGGGAAAGGGAGCCAAGGCACAGAGGACCUCAUCAGCUAUCUUGGUGCUAGGUGCGAGGUGAAACAUUGCAGUAAAUAAAAGCCAAAAGUAAUGUUGAUGUUACAGUAUUUGCAAACCAUAUGCUUUAAACAGCCCACCAACUUCAUCCAUUUGUCAGGUUCUGUGGGAGGACCAGGCCCGGUUAAGACAGAGACGAAUGAUUCUCUUCUGGUCUAGAUCUUGUGCCUGGAAACACUUUGCAAGAAGGCAGUAACGAGGCAGUGUCCUUGUUUUGCCAGGCUGCCCUCAGUGUCUCUGUGUGUGUUGGGGGAGGACACGGGGUGGGGGUGGUGGCAAGGGUCCUUGGGCUGAAGAGGCUGAGCACCAGGUGGGUGGUGUGGCAGAGCCCUCAGAAUGCCUGGAGCCAGGCGCCCUGUUCGAGCGAGGACCGUUGUAGGAGUGUGUGGGAGUGUUUUCUACUAAGGCGCUAAAACUGCCUUGCCCUGCUCGUCUGAGCAGCUCAGUCCAAAAGGACACAGGGGAGAAUCACCCAAGCCACCAAGGACAGCAAGACACUUAGGGACCAAGCUAAGAAGACAAAGACCAAAAUCUUCACACUGGGCGGCACAGGGUGCAAGCUCAACCCUCCUCAGCCUCUGCUGCUGCUCGUGUGGCGGUGGGCAGCGUGAUGUGGUCGCCCGGGUGGGCGCCUGCCUGAAGUCCCAACUGCUCAGAUAACUGAGGCAGGAAACCACCUCAGCUCAAGAGUUCAAGGCCAGCCUUGGGAGAAUACCCAAAUCCUAUCUCAAGAGAAAAAAAAAGAGCUCUCCUAACCCAAAGCAAAACAGCCCACAUCAGGGGGCAGAGGUUGCUCACCUGCCCCUCAUCCCUACCCCAGUUUCUACCCACCAGCAUCUCAGCAGCAAGGGGGUGUUCACCCAGCGCCUCUCACCAGCCACAUAACCAGCCGCCAGCACAUUGCCUCUGAUUUGGGCUGCGAUGGUCUCUGGCUUCGGGGCAGGGAACUUCCAGAGAAAAACCAGUUCCUGAUGGACCAGUUGGGUUCUCCUAACGGCCUGCCAAGGCUCCCUGCAUGUCAACUAUCUGGCACCUGCCGCUGCCCACCCACUUUUAGACAGCCUCACAGUGAUCUAAGGCGGCUGCUUUUCAACUCUUCAAGUGCCUACAAACUGCCUAGGGAUCGUGCUAAAAAAAAUGCAACUGCUAAUUCGAUCCCGCAUUUCUAAGCAGCUCCCAGGUACCGCUCCUGGGCCCACACCAGGAGCUUCCAGAGCAAAGAACUUGGCGGUGAGCUAAACAGCUACACACAUAACUAACUGGAUUCCUUUUCUGGGGAUAUUCAGUCAUCCCUCUGUUGCUGAUGAAGAAAUCACUUUGGCUUUGGGACAGACACAGCUGACAACUGUCCUCAUGACAUCAUUCCUAUCUGGCAGCCCGCUGACUUUUUUUCCCCUCAUCAUCGCCAUCGGAAAUCACAAACUUUUUGAGUGGCAAGCAUUCCGAUGAAACUCAAGCGGAACUUCCAGGUGGUAAUUGUGUAUUUUGAACAUAAGCAGAGGUUAAUGAAGAAGUUGUGAAAGCUUUCUCAGGAAAUCUUUCAACAUAAAACUGAGGCCCAUCACAUGGGGCUCUAAGUAAGUCAAGGGUAGGCGUGUCCGAGACCUCUGCUAACCCACCAGGCACAGUGGCGCCUGCCUGUAGCCCCAACUGCUCAGAUAAUUGAGGCAGGAAACCACCUCAGCUCAAGAGUUCAAGGCCAGCCUUGGGAAAAUACCCAAAGCCUAUCUCAAGAGAAAAAAAAUAAAAUAAAAGAGCUCUCCUAACCCAAAGCAAAACAGCCCACAUCAGGGACGGAUGGGCACAAUCAAACUAUUCACUGGUUGCUUUGUCUAAAGUCAACGUGGCUGUGUGUCUAUACUAUAGCAUGGAGUGUGAGAAAAAUCUUUAUUGUCUCAGUUCUUUUAAAAAAUAUUUCUCAAGUUCCUCCACUUCCUCACCACAGCCAUGCCACCCUCAAGCCACUUGCAGACAACUGUGUUACCCACCAUACUUUCUCCCUGUCUUCCCUGUUGUGUCCAGUACAUUCUACACACACACACACACACACACACACACACACACACACACACCAGGGUGAUCUUUGUACAAAUAUAUCUGAUCACACCACUCUCCUUCCCAUUACAUUUAACCUCCAACCCUAAGUCCUAAGAGCUCCUGUGGGGUCUGAUCCUGGCUAGGAUCUCUCUCCAGCUUUCUCUGGUGCCGUGCCCACUUUGCUGUCAUAGCUCUGCCCCACUGCUGUCCUUUCAACCUCCAGAUGGACAAGCAUUUGUCCCUCAUCUCCCACACCUGCACAUCCCUCUGUCUGGAAUGCACAGCCUCUGUCCUUCACCGGCCAACUCUGAGUUCAGGUCUGGUUUUAAAAUGUCACUUCCUCACACGUUCUUCUCCGACCCCUAAUCUAAAAUAACCCCUCCUAGUAGACUGUCUCGUGAAUCCCAUGCCUUUCCUGAAUGGCACACGGGCAGAUGGUGGCAACUGAGUCAUGUGACUAUCGGACUAGAAGCUCCAUGGGGCAGGGAUCGUUUGUGUUUUGUAAACCCUUGUAUGUCCAGUAUCUCACACUGUGCGUGGCACACAGAUGCUCAGUAAAUAUAUAUCUAAUGAAUAAACAAGGGAAGCCUGCCUCACCUCA